Molecule: messenger RNA, 1938 nt
Organism: Neocloeon triangulifer
Lineage: Eukaryota; Metazoa; Arthropoda; Insecta; Ephemeroptera; Baetidae
Exons: 5
Coding region: 14-1633 (539 amino acids)
Source: RefSeq, a predicted model, not a curated record
UGCGCCGUUUCCGAUGCAACAAAACGCAAUGAGACUGAGCACGUGCGCCGUCGUGGUGCUGCUGGCCGCUUUGGCCGCCGCCAAACCCCAGAACGAUGUGGCCGAGACCUUCGAACUCGAGGUCCUGGAAAAACUCAACACUGCCUGUGCCCAGCAGAAGGAAACCAGCGCUUGCAUCAAGCUCAAGGUCAUUGCUUACAUGAACAAGUUGAUGAAGAAAGCCUCCAUUGAGGUGACCGAGGAUGUUGUCCUGACUCGCAACCCUGAGGCCGUUCCCGAAAUCUAUGAGCUUUCCAGCCCCCGUGACAUCGGAUCUGAAGACGCCCUGGCCCUUAUGGCCACCAAGGUCCGCAACUUUGUCAAGUCUCGCGAGCUCCACUGGGCCAUCGCCCCCGAAACCGACGUUGUUGUUUCCACCGACAAGAAUGCCGAACACAUCAAUGUCCGUCUUGCCGACACUGGCCGUUCUGCCGAAACUGCUCGUCUGCACAAAUUCAAGACUCUGUACGCGUUGGGCGCCGCCGCCAUCACCAAGAUUUCCAUCUUCGCCGUGCUCAAGUUCAUCGCCCUGGCCAUCCUGGUCUUCAAGGCCGUGGUCAUUUCCAAGCUGGCCCUGGCCGCCGCCGUCUUGCUCGGCAUCCGCCACCUGACCCAGCCCCACGCCGUGACCUACGAGGUCGUGUCGCACCCCCACGUGCUCGACCACGACAGCUACUCGGCCGGAAGCAGCAGCUACGGCGCCGCCGCCGCCGCCACCUCCACCGGCUACGCACGUGCCGACCACGUUUCGCCCUACCGUGCCCACGCACCUGCCCGCCAUCCUCGCUCCAUUUCCCGCAGAGCGACUGACGAAUUUUGUGCAUUUCGGUACUGCUGCUUUUUGUGUUGUCCCCUGCAAAGUGAUUGUCCGGCCCACCGGCGUAUAAAACGCCUCCGCCACAGGCCGAAAGCAUCAGUAUCCGAAAUGCAUUCGUCCUCCACUUGCAUCGUCCUCGUCCUCCUGGCCGUCGGCGCCGCCUGCCUGCCCGCCGAGUGUCCGCCCGGCGCCGACUCGGUCGGUUGUGUCGCCCGAAACGUCGUCGCCCAACUGUCAAACGACGCCGACGAAGCCGUUCCGGCCAUCCGAAGGCUCUGGGACGGCGUCGAGCUGGUCAAAAUCGAGGGCCAGAAGUUGGAGGAGCCUCUCGAGGGCGCCGAAAACGCCCGGGAUUUGUCCUCGUCGCUGCUGAACAGUGUUAGGAAGUUCGCCUCAGGGUACGAGGUGCGACUCAGACUUCAUGACUUCGUCGAUGGAGCCAUCAAGGACAUUUCUGAGGCUCGUAAGGGCGGUGGUUUCGGAGGCGGCAAGAAGAAGGACGGUGGUGCCAUGAUGAUCGCCAUGAUGAUGGCCGGUAUGAUGAAGGCCAUGGCUCUCGGCGCCCUGGGACUUUUGGCCAUGAAGGCCCUCACCGUCAGCUCCCUCGCCUUCCUGCUUUCCGCCAUCGUCGGCCUCAAGAAGCUCCUGAGCAAGGGUGAUGAUGGUGGACACGAAGUGGUGCAGGUCCACGGCCACGGCGGCCACCACGACUACCACCGCCGAGCGAUCGACCUCGCGUCCCACGAAUUGGCCUACAGUGCGCAGAAGACGGCGUGAAGCCCUUUUUAACCUUUUGACCGAAAAGGACGCAGACUGGUGACUUUCCGAGCCAUAAUCAUCAUCAAUCUUCCUUUCAAACUUUUUCACUUCAAUCCAAUUUUCAAGCGUUCUUCCUUUUUCCAAAACUGACUGACAGGACUGUGUGACGAUAAUUUACGACGAUGACGAUCAAGUAAGUUCCUCUCGACGACGGACAAAGAGACAUUACCGUUUUCGCGCCUCUCGUGACUGACGACGCGCUGCUUUUACUUUUGUUGCUCACGAUGUGAAUCAGACGAGAUGUGACGUUAAUUUAUUGUAUU